GUCGGGCCCAGGCGGACUCGCUGCCGCGCCCCUCGCACUUGGAAGGGAGCAGACGAAUGCAGUUGUUUCUUUUUUUUUUUGAAUCCCCGCCUUUUGGGUGGUUUUUCGCAUGCUACUAUUCAGGCGCAGUCGGAGAGUGGGAGGAGGAGGUCAUGCGAGGGGGAGGAGGAGGUUGUGCAAGCAGGAGGAGGAGGUUGUGCAAGCGGGAGGAGGAGGUCGGAAGAGGGGAAGGACGGCAUUGCACAAGGGGAAGGAGACGUCUCACAAGGGGGAGGAGGUCGGAAUAGAGGUGGGAGGAGGUCGUGCGAGGUGGAUGAGGAGGGGCAAGAGGACGCGUGAGGGGGAGGAGGAGUUCGCACAAGGAUUAGGAGGUCGCGCAAGGGGAGGAGGGGAGGAAGAGAGGGAGGAAGUCGCACGAGGGGGAGGAGGGGGUCACACGAGGGGUAGGAGGAGGUCGCGCAAGCGGGAGGAGGAGGUUGCACGAAGGUUGCGUAAGGGGGAGGAGGAGAUCGGAAGACGGGUUGGGAAGGGGAGGAGCAGUUUGCACAAGGACAAGCAAGAGGUUGCACAAAGGGGAAGAGAAGGUGGCGGAAGGGAGAGGAGGAGGUCGGAAGAGGGGGAGGAGCAGGUCGCACGAGGAGGAUGAAAGGUUGCAGUGGAGGUCGGAAGGGAGGUUGGAGGAGGUCGCGUGAGUGGUUUGAGGAGGUCGGACAAGGCCACAUGAGCGAGA
This is a messenger RNA of Chara braunii, 730 nucleotides long. The record is from the annotation of a GenBank genome assembly. Lineage: Eukaryota; Viridiplantae; Streptophyta; Charophyceae; Charales; Characeae.